AUGCCACCGCCUGGGGGCCGCUUCCCGGGCCACAAUCUGUCAAAUCCUUUUGCGCAUAUGCAGCAACCUCAUAUGCAGCCGUCGCAUAUUCAGCAGCAACAUCAGCAGAGUCUCCAGCACGCAGGAUUCGGCGGCGGCAAUCCCGGACACAAUGUCAACCUUUUCGGCCACAAUCAAAGCAGUUUCCAAUCGAAUGCUGCACUAGGAGCAGGAAUAGGAGGAGCAGGACUGGGUGCAGCAGCGGGAAUAGGCGGGGUCAGUGGUGGCACAGGACUCGAUGGCCAAGAGGCGCGCAUGCGAUUUGCCCACGGUGCGCAAUUGCAACAGGAUGCAGCAUUGGGUCGUGGACAAGAUGGCACAAAGGGUAUGGGCCAGCGGAUACGAGAGGUUUGGCGCUCAAAUCUGCAUCAAGAGAUGGACCUACUUCGUUCACUGGUCGACCAAUAUCCGUACAUCAGCAUGGUUCUUGUUGCUCGCCCAAUAGGCGAAUUUCACUCAAAGGCUUCUUAUCACUAUCAAACAGUCCGAUGUAACGUUGAUCUACUCAAGAUCAUCCAACUGGGCAUUACGCUAUUCUCUGUCCAAGGCGACGUCCCUCCUUCGCACCUGGACUCUACACAGCUGAGCUACCAACCCAAAGCUGUCCAGCAUUACGCAAACAACAUCAUCGUCUGCCCAUGCACUUGGACAUUCAAUUUCCAGUUCUCUCUUGAGAACGAUAUGUACAAUGAAGAAUCCAUUCAGUUGCUCAAGAAAUCCGGCGCUGAUUUCGAGAAACUUGCCACCCAGGGCAUAGAUCCUGAAGAGUUCGGCUCUCUUCUCACCACGUCUGGACUAAUUCUCACAGAUGAUGUUAACUGGAUAUCUUUCCAUUCUGGAUACGACUUUGCGUACCUCGUUAAAAUGCUCAGUAGCCAAACAUUACCCGAGGACGAGGAAGCCUACCGAGCGCUUGUCCAAAUAUACUUCCCGAAAUUAUUGGAUGUCAAGUUCCUUUGGCGUCAUGCAACAACCCUCGUUCGCCGAGGAGCAAUCGGAUCACAAGCAACAAGCAUCCUGACGAACCUCGGCACAAAGUCAGGUCUUCAAGAUCUCGCAGACGAACUUGGCUGCCAACGGAUAGGUGCUUCUCAUACAGCUGGAUCAGAUGCUUGGUUGACCGGUGCCGUUUUCUGGAAGCUGAGAGACAAGGUUUUCGACGGAUCUAUCCCGGAAGACAUGAAUGGUCAGAUGUGGGGUUUGACGGGAGUCGGUCCACCAGCGAGUGCAACGGCACAAGCUGCAGUGCUUGCUGCCCAAGGCGCUCAGACCAUGGCUGGAUAUCCUGGAAUGAACGGCAUGAUGUUCCAGCAACAUAGAGAGGGACCGAGCACACCAACAAACCAUCCUGCCGGCUUAGCGACCACCCCGGGCCCGUCUCAUGGUGGCAUCACCACGCCAGGCACCAUGGGUACGUUUGGAGAGUUCAGAUACAGUGGAAAAUAG
Aaosphaeria arxii CBS 175.79 is the source of this 1485-nucleotide messenger RNA. RefSeq names its product ribonuclease H-like protein. Gene Ontology annotation, molecular function: poly(A)-specific ribonuclease activity; nucleic acid binding. Gene Ontology annotation, cellular component: P-body; CCR4-NOT complex; CCR4-NOT core complex. The coding region runs from base 1 to 1485 and encodes 494 amino acids. The record is from RefSeq and is a predicted model, not a curated record. Lineage: Eukaryota; Fungi; Ascomycota; Dothideomycetes; Pleosporales. The transcript is spliced from 2 exons.